Populus euphratica (Euphrates poplar) is the source of this 679-nucleotide messenger RNA. Its product is annotated as histone H2B-like. Bases 97 to 519 code for a protein of 140 amino acids. The record is from RefSeq and is a predicted model, not a curated record. NCBI's taxonomy places the organism in Eukaryota, Viridiplantae, Streptophyta, Magnoliopsida, Malpighiales, Salicaceae. Gene Ontology annotation, cellular component: nucleosome. The transcript has a single exon. Gene Ontology annotation, molecular function: structural constituent of chromatin; protein heterodimerization activity; DNA binding.
CAAACAAUUCCAUCCCAUCACCAAAGCUCUUAAAAAAGUCCCCGUUUCCGUCUCUUUAAAAAACCUCAUCUCAAAGUCUCUUCUCAAGAAUUCCAGAUGGCUCCUAAGGCAGAGAAGAAGCCGGCCGAGAAGAAGCCUGCAGCGGCCGAGAAAGCCCCAGCAGAGAAGAAGCCAAGAGCAGAGAAGAAGUUGCCCAAAGAAGGAGGAGCGAUUGACAAGAAGAAGAAGAAGGCAAAAAAGAGCGUCGAGACCUACAAGAUUUACAUCUUCAAGGUCUUGAAACAAGUCCACCCUGAUAUUGGGAUUUCUAGUAAGGCUAUGGGUAUCAUGAACAGUUUCAUCAACGAUAUCUUUGAGAAGCUUGCUCAAGAGGCUUCGAGGCUUGCCAGGUACAACAAGAAACCCACAAUUACUUCUCGGGAGAUCCAAACUGCUGUCCGAUUGGUUUUGCCUGGAGAACUUGCGAAACAUGCUGUUUCUGAAGGGACGAAGGCUGUUACCAAGUUUACAAGCUCUUAGACAGCUAGGACUCGUUGAAUCCUUUGUGGGUUCUGUUGAAUUGUGCGUCUAUGUAAAGGUUCUUUAGAUCCUCGGUUGAGAGAAUUUGAUUUAGGCUUUUUUUUAAUUUAAUUUUAUUUGCUGGAAUUCUCCUUAAAUAAAUUGUUUAAUUAUGUGGGUU